This is a messenger RNA of Racocetra persica, 1181 nucleotides long. NCBI's taxonomy places the organism in Eukaryota, Fungi, Glomeromycota, Glomeromycetes, Diversisporales, Gigasporaceae. The record is from the annotation of a GenBank genome assembly.
UUCGUUCUCCUUUCAGUUGUUCUCUAACUCAGGGAGUUUGCCAAAAAUGUUACGGUUCAGAUUUAAGCAAAAGUGAAAAAAUAAUUAAACUAGGUGCAGCAGUGGGAAUUAUUGCCGCCCAAUCUCUUGGUGAACCAGGAACCCAGCUAACCAUGGAUACUUUCCACACUGGUGGGGUAGCCGGAGAAGAAGAUAUCAUGCAAGGAUUACCAAAAGUGAAAGAAAUUUUAGGCAAUGUUGCUCCCCCCAAACCAAAACAGGCUAUUUUGGCACAAGCAGAUGGCACAAUAAGCAAAAUAUUAGAGGACCCGGAAAAUCAGCAAAUCACUAUCCAACAAAAAUCAGAAAGCGGCCAAGAAAUAAGUUAUACUUUUGAGUUAGAAAAAAAAGUGAAGGUAAAGGUAGGACAAAUGGUCAAAAAAGGAGAAAAUUUGACUACCGGAAAGUUGUUUACUCGUCGGAUGCUAGGCAAAGUUGAAAUAACCAAGCCGGGAGAUAGUAAUUAUUUAAUCGGAGAUUUUGUUGAUUACCAGGAAUUUUGCCAAACUAACCAAAGUUUAAAAAGUGCAAAAAAAGAACCUGCUCAAGCUAAGAACUUGCUUCUUGGGCUUAAACAAAUUGCUAAAUAUUCUCCUUCCUUACUUGCUAGCAUUACUUUCCAAGAAACUUUGAAGUCCUUAAUUAAUUAUUCUAUCUAUCAGCCGGUUGAUUACCUUCAAGGGCCAAAAGAAAGUUUAAUUGCCGGACAGUUGGCUCCGAUUUGGGUAGGUGAAGGUUCUAAUAAGACUCGGUAUCUGCCUAAACCUCCUAAAUCCAACCGAAUCUUUAGAAAUCCUCCUAUUAUUGAUAAAGGCACCAGCUAUGAAAUGAAAGAGUGUGAAGGCUGUUAUUGCCAAAUGUUUGCUGAUAGUUCUUAUGACUUUUGCUUUGAUUGUUCUGACUGUGAUAAAUUAUGUUGUGGCAAGGAUUUCAAUCCUAAUGUCGGUAAUUGCUGUGCUUGCUUCGGUAAAAAGAAAGGCAAACCUAAACUAAAAAGAAAACCCUUAACUUUUACUCAAAAACAAAGAUUACAUUUCGAACAAAUCAAAAGACAAAUGGACGACUUAAUUGAAGAAAUUAAAGCUAAAGAAGAUACCAAUGACCUGCUAACCGCUAAAAGAAUUGUAGACACUAAAAGAUGA